CUGCWAUCUCUUCAAACCACGCAGCAGAAGAAACAACAUGGGGAGAAAUCGGAAGAAACGGUCAAGGCCGUCGUCUUCUACUAACGCAGGACCAUGGAAAUCUGUUUCAGUAAAUAUCUCCUCUCAAGGCGAUGCUGACGGUGAUGGCGAUCACCAGAACAUGGAUGGAACCCAACCAGAGAUGACGAAACAAUACAGUUCUAAUCAUUACGACGAUCCAAAGCUARUUAAGAAGGCUGAGCUGGAUCUAGAAAUGAARCCUGGAGAAGAUUGUGGCAUGUUUUACGGUCUCGAAGUAUUGGAUGCRAGUGAGUAUCGAGUGGAAGAAAGUGGAUCCUCGAAACGACUUAUUAUUGGGGAAUCUAAUGACGCAACUMCAAAAACRAAAGAAACGAAGCAGAGUGCUCCAGCAGUAGAUAMUUCAAAGAACAAAUUAUCYGAUAGCAACGAAUCGGAACAACCGAAGAAAAAGAAGAGGAAGAAAAAGAAAAAAGACAAGGCAGCAGGUGUUGGAGAUGACACAGCCACUAAAGAAACGUCUGCAACAUCGCMAUUGGAACAAGAAUCGGUCACACCGGAACAGUUGUACCAAAUCCAAGCGUCCUGGAGUCAGUCAACAGGAGGUGCCCAUUUGCACGAUAGGUUGUUGAAAUCUAUGCACCGACUAGGAUUUGAUUCUCCUACUCCGAUUCAAGCCGCCACGCUCUCUGCAUCAACAAUGGGUCGGAGAAACUUAGUCGGUGCUGCUCCAACGGGCUCUGGUAAAACUCUUGCAUUUCUCUUACCUAUUUUAGACAGCAUGCUAAAAAGUAGGGACAAGGAUGGAGAAGAAAAUUCUAGCGAUGGGCAUACCACGCAGAAGAAUCUACAAGCCUUGAUCAUCACUCCGACUCGUGGUAAGUACGACAAAUUGAAACGGGAUUAUAUCGACAAUGACGACUAUCAGGUAAUACUCUUAUAGAGUUUCCGACAAUUCAGGGGUAGAAUCCUGGUAUCUGUUGACACACCCCCUUGGCUGUCCGAGUUGAUUUUCUUUCUUGACCGAGACUACAAUGYGACAUAGUCUCAUGUGCCUAUUCGAUCAUUGAUUUACCAUGCUUUGACUUACUUCCAUCUCUAUUUUUCUUAAUUGUUUCUUAUAGAAUUGGCUACGCAGAUACACGCGGAAUGUGAAAAAUUAGUUCCUAGUCAGUGCGUAACACUGGUUGGCGGAAUUGCUCUGGUUAAGCAGAAGCGAUUGUUGGCAACCAAACGACCACCAAUCGUUGUUGCAACUCCUGGACGAUUAUGGGCAAUGGUAAGUUUACAUASUUCACAUUUCCCUACCAGGUGGUCUGGGAAGAACAACAUGCUAAUUCGGAGCACCAUACAWUGUUUGCGGUGACAGAAACCUUUUAUAUCUGAUAUUUGCACGUCAGUCAGAGACCUGCCAAUUGGUUUGUAGAGAAAUUAUUCUAUCAAWCCCAGCGAAUACUUACACUAUUGUUCUUCAUGGUGUUCUUUUUAAUGGUGUAUCAGCUGUCUAGUGGAGACAACRAACAUUUGCAAGACUUGUCACAGAUUCAAUUUCUCGUUCUAGACGAAGCCGACCGAAUGACACAAGAACAUUCGUUCCCUCAAUUAGUCAAGAUUUUAGAUUUGGUAAACGAGGCUAAUCCAAAUGAAGAGGAUGAUAGUGACGAUGAUGACUCCGACGACGAGAGCGACGAUGGAUCUAGGCUAAUGGGAUUGCCUGGUAUCCGGGGGGAAGCAAAAUUGACUAUGUUGACGGAUGAUAUUUUGAAUCAAGUGCAGGCUCAAAAGUCAUCGACAAAAGCAGAGCCCAUUGAUGYACCUGAUGAGGAUUAUGAUGAUGAACUAGACGACAUCGAAGACGACAUUGCAGAAGACGUGUUUGCAAACCCAGAAUCUAGGGUUCAUAGACAAACUUUCAUCUACUCUGCAACGUUGACGUUGCCMUUUACAUCCACUAAUAYAACCGCAAAUUCCAAAGGCGGAAAGAAGAGGAAGAAACUCGGGAUCGAUGGUGGCAUUGCGGAUAUUCUUGAAAAGACGAAUGCAAUGGGAGAGACCAAAGUGGUGGACUUGUCUUCGUCCUCCCCGUCUUCAAGCUCUCUAGCAAAUCACAAAAAUAAUACCGGUGUCCGACUUCCACCAGGUUUGUCACUUGCACAAAUCAAGUGUACACAGAGACACAAAGAUUCUCACCUUUAUGCCUACUUGAUGACCACCGUCCAGGGAUCCUCUGGUCCGUGUCUUGUCUUUUGCAAUUCAAUUGCGGCGGUUCGACGCGUGGGAGCUACCUUUCAAACACUUGGAUUUAAUGUCCGAAUUCUACACGCACACAUGCAACAGGUGAGUARUCGAAACAACAYUUCACUGUUGUCCAUAACAUAAUUUUGUGAGGCAUUGCAAUGACGAAAAUACCUUUUAUUUUCCUGAAUGUUAAAACUACGUUAUCAUUCUCGUUGUUCGUCAAAAUGACAACAAUGAGAGUGCCCAUGUGGGUUUUAUGUGAACAAUCUCCGAGCAUUAAUGACACUGCAUUAAAUUAUUUUGUCUUGCGACCUCGAACAGCAGUAACUUCCAACCAAAAACACAUUGCUCACUCUUUCUGUUUCGCCGUACAUUGCUCACUCUUUCUGUUUCGCCGUACCACAACGAAUCACUAAUGUUCGCACAGAGAGCUCGUUUCAAAGCCGUAGAAUCUCUCAAGAAGUCCGGUGAACGGGUCCUUGUUGUUUGCACGGACGUUGCAGCCAGAGGUCUCGACAUUCCCUCUGUUGCAACAGUGGUACACUACGACGURGCCCGCGCCGUGGACACGUUUGUGCAUCGAUCGGGGCGAACAGCGGUGAGUUKCKUUCCAUUUGYGUAUUCGAAUUUUGUGGUGAAAAACUUGUGCCAACAAGAGCAAUGAAAUACCGACAAUGACGACCAUAUCAACUUUCGGACUAGAGUCUCUGACAAUCUAGGGUAGUAGCUAGGAUCUGAGGAUAUCAAUAUGAUGAAGGUACCGGAGUCAAUAUUUCAUUCUCUUGCUGAUUGGAAUKUAGUGGGCAUUYUCUUGUUUAUCGCUUCAAUGUGUCUAAUUGUUUUGUCCUCUUUGGUGUUCGCUCGUCAUGAUUAUUAAUUUGGAUUCUGCAGCGCGGUAUGGGCGAAGGAGCUGUUGGUUCGAGUUUGUCGCUGAUUGCUCCGGCCGAAGACAAGGCCCACAGCAAAAUCGUUGCCUCGCUGAGCGUUCCCUUCAGCAARGUCUUGUUGGAUGGUCGGUUGCUCACCUCAUCCCAAGAACGGGUCGCUCUUGCRUCCAAGAUUUAUACCGUGGGCGAGAUGGAACAGAAGACGAAUUCCCACAACAGGUGGUUCCACGAGAUGGCCAAGGAAGCCGACCUCGAACUGGACGAUGGCAUGCUGGACGAAGCGGACGAUCGCUCAGAAAAGGAGCAGAUGCAGGUCUUGGAGGCAAAGCGGGCCCGUGYGCAGCUGGCAAGGCUCCUGAAGGAACCAAUGAAGACGCAGAAAUUCGGAAAAUUCCUGAGCACCAAUUCUGCUGCCCUACAAAACCAACUCAAACAAAACACAGCAAGGAAGUGAACUUYUUGGCCRCUGUAAUGSUCGGUGCGAUGUGCAMCAGUCACAAACAAUARAUGAUAYUUGAACUUCAACCUAAAAAAUAGAAUAGAUUUAAUACAUUCAU
Pseudo-nitzschia multistriata is the source of this 3700-nucleotide messenger RNA. NCBI's taxonomy places the organism in Eukaryota, Bacillariophyta, Bacillariophyceae, Bacillariales, Bacillariaceae. The record is from the annotation of a GenBank genome assembly.